AAUUACGACCAUACCACUUUCCCUCAACGCUCUCUUCUCGAAUCUCUCUCUAUCUUCUCUUGUCUACCUGCAAAUUUGUCGGAACGACAAUGGAGAAACGGUCUUUGCUUCUCUCUCUACUCCUUCUCUGUUUCUUCCUCUCUUCUUCUUCGAGCUCUGAUUCAGAGGCUCUUCUAAACUUCAAAUCCGCCGCUGAUUCCACCGGUAAACUCUUCUCAUGGAACUCGACCACCGACCCGUGCAAAUGGACCGGAGUCUCCUGCGUCGGAAACCGAGUCACCCGACUCGUCCUCGAGAGCCUAGAACUCACCGGGUCAAUCUCCUCGCUCGCCUCGCUCACCGAGCUCCGAGUUCUCAGCCUCAAACGUAACCGCUUCUCCGGUCCGGUCCUAGACCUCUCGAACCUCGCAGCACUUAAGCUACUCUUCUUGUCGGAAAACCAAUUCUCCGGCGAGUUCCCGCCGUCGGUCACUUCCCUCACUCGUCUCUACCGCCUUGAUCUCUCCUUCAACAACUUCUCCGGCGAGAUUCCACCGACGCUAACACACUUAACACAUCUCCUCACUCUCCGGUUAGAAUCAAACCGGUUCUCCGGUUUAAUACCAGACAUCAAUCUCUCCGAUCUCCAAGAUUUCAACGUCUCCGACAACGAAUUAGUUGGACAUAUACCAACGUCCUUGUCGGAAUUCCCAACCUCCGUCUUCGGACAAAACCCCUCUCUCUGCGGAGCUCCGUUGCUAAAAUGCACCGGUUACCCAACUAAACCGGGUCAACCGGAUAGAGCAACAGCUUCCCCUCUAAACAAUCCAGAAACCAUACCUUCCUCUCCGUCUUCCUCAGUUCACUCCCCCAAAGACGGAGACAAAAGCAGCUCGGCGAGAAUCAGCACGUUAGCACUCGUGGCUAUCAUCCUCGGAGACGUCAUCAUCCUAAGCCUCGUCUCUCUCCUUCUCUACUGCUGCUUCUGGAGACAAUACGCCACGAACAGGAAGAAACACUCUAAGGUUCUCGAAGGGGAGAAGAUAGUCUACUCCUCGAGCCCUUACCCAACGGCAGCGGCGCAGAACAGUAACAACAACCAGCAGCAAGGAGGUGGAGAGAGGGGUAGAAUGGUCUUUUUCGAAGGAACUAGGCGGUUCGAGCUGGAAGAUCUUCUCCGAGCCUCGGCGGAGAUGCUAGGGAAAGGAGGGUUCGGGACGGCGUACAAGGCGGUGCUUGACGACGGCAACGAGGUGGCGGUGAAGCGGUUGAAAGAUGCGGUGAAUGUGGCUGGAAAGAAGGAGUUUGAGCAGCAGAUGGAGGUUUUGGGGAGGCUGCGUCAUGGUAAUCUUGUGAGCUUGAAAGCUUAUUACUUUGCUAGAGAAGAGAAGCUUCUUGUCUGUGAAUACAUGCCUAACGGUAGUCUCUUCUGGCUUCUCCAUGGUAAUCGUGGACCGGGUCGGACCCCACUAGACUGGACCACGCGCCUCAAGAUCGCAGCUGGAGCGGCGCGUGGAGUAGCUUUCAUCCACAACUCAUGUAAAACCCUCAAGCUCACUCACGGUGACAUAAAAUCCACCAACGUCCUCCUCGACGGCUCCGGUAACGCUCGAGUCUCUGACUUUGGCCUCUCUAUCUUCGCGCCGUCGCAAACCACCGCCAAAUCUAACGGCUACUGUGCGCCGGAGCUGAUCGACGGUAGAAAACCCACCCAAAAAUCGGACGUAUACUCGUUUGGAGUGUUACUUCUCGAGAUACUCACCGGGAAAUGUCCUAACUUAGUGGAGACGGUUCACACCGGCGGGGCGAUGGAUUUACCGAGGUGGGUCCAAUCGGUGGUGAGAGAGGAGUGGACGGCUGAAGUGUUCGAUUUGGAGCUGAUGAGGUAUAAGGAUAUAGAGGAGGAGAUGGUGGGACUGCUGCAGAUUGCUAUGGCUUGCACUGCGGCGACGGCGGAUCACCGACCAAAGAUGGGUCACGUGGUGAAGAUGAUAGAGGAGAUACGUGGAGGUGGCUCUGAGACGUCGCCGUGUAACGACGGGAUCAAUUCUGCGGCGGAGUCCUCACCGUGCUUGUCUGAGGACACGUAUACGUGUGGUGGGACUACUAGUCAGUAGCGAGAUGUGUUAACUUAAAAGUCUGUGUAAAUCAUGUGACCAGAAUCAUUACCUCUGCUUCAUGACACUUACACUGCUAGAGUUCUAGGCUUUUCUUAGUUGUUUUCACUUUUAUUUUGUUUUGUGAUAUUGCUAGUUUCUGUUUUAUGGAUAUUGCUAGUUUCUGUUAA
Raphanus sativus (radish) is the source of this 2266-nucleotide messenger RNA. RefSeq names its product probable leucine-rich repeat receptor-like protein kinase At1g68400. NCBI's taxonomy places the organism in Eukaryota, Viridiplantae, Streptophyta, Magnoliopsida, Brassicales, Brassicaceae. Gene Ontology annotation, biological process: protein phosphorylation. The transcript is spliced from 2 exons. Bases 90 to 2096 code for a protein of 668 amino acids. Gene Ontology annotation, molecular function: ATP binding; protein binding; protein kinase activity. The record is from RefSeq and is a predicted model, not a curated record.